This is a messenger RNA of Chrysochloris asiatica (Cape golden mole), 1455 nucleotides long. RefSeq names its product transmembrane protein 161A (gene TMEM161A). The record is from RefSeq and is a predicted model, not a curated record. The transcript has 12 exons. NCBI's taxonomy places the organism in Eukaryota, Metazoa, Chordata, Mammalia, Afrosoricida, Chrysochloridae. Bases 1 to 1455 code for a protein of 484 amino acids.
AUGCUCUGCGCCUUGCGUGCGGUGCUUGGAGUGCAGUUGGUGGUGACCCUACUUUCGGCCACCCUCAUGCACAGGCUGGCUGCUCACUGCUCUUUCGCCCGUUGGCUGCUCUGCAAUGGCAGUUUGUUCCGAUAUAUGCACCCAUCUGAGGAGGAGCUCCGAGCCCUGGCAGGGAAGCAGAGACCCAGAGGCAAGAGGGAGCGGUGGGCCAAUGGUGUGGGUGAGGAGAAGCCACUGUCUGUGCCUCGAGAUGCCCCCUUCCAUCUAGAGACCUGCCCCCUCACAGCGCUGGAUGCUCUGGUCCUGCGCUUCUUCCUGGAGUACCAGUGGUUUGUGGACUUCGCUGUGUACACAGGCGGUGUGUACCUUUUCACAGAAGCCUACUACUACGCGCUGAGCCCAGCCAGGGAGGCCAACAUUGCCGUGUGCUGGUGCCUGCUGGCUGUCGCCUUCUCCAUCAAGAUGUUCCUGACAGUUACGAGGCUCUACUUCAGCGCCGAGGAGGGUGGUGAGCGCUCUGUCUGCCUCACUUUCGCCUUCUUUUUCCUGCUUCUGGCCAUGCUGGUGCAGGUAGUGCGGGAAGAGACCCUGGAGCUCGGCCUGGAGCCAGGCCUGGUCAGCAUGACCCAGAACUUGGAGCCACUUCUAAAGAAACAGAACUGGGACUGGGCGGUUCCUCUGGUCAAGCUGACUGUCCGGGUGGGGCUGGCGGUCGUUGGCGCUGUGCUUGGUGCCUUCCUCACUUUCCCAGGCUUGCGGCUGGCCCAGACGCACCGUGAUGCGCUGAUAAUGGCAGAAGACAGGCCCGGGCUGCAGCUCCUCCUGCAUGCCAGCUUCCUGUCACCCCUGUUUGUGCUGUGGCUUUGGACCAGGCCCAUCGCCCGGGACUUCCUGCAGCAGGCGCCCAUUGGGGGUUCAUCCAUCUCCUUGCUGUCAGACUCAGCCUUUGACUCGGCACGCCUCUGGGUGCUGGUGGUGCUGUGCCUGCUGCGCCUGGCGGUGACACGGCCCCACCUGCAGGCCUACCUGGGCCUUGCCAAAGUGCGUGUGGAGCAGCUUCGGCGGGAGGCCGGCCGCAUCGAGGCCCGUGAGAUCCAGCGACGGGUAGUCAGGGUGUACUGCUACGUGACGGUGGUCAGCCUACAGUAUCUGACGCCCCUCAUCCUCACCCUCAACUGCACACUGCUGCUCAAGUCGCUGGGUGGCUACUCCUGGGGCCUGGGUCUGGCUCCCCCACAACCCCUAACCCCAUCCUCAGAAGAUGCUGCCCCUGCUGGCCCCGAGGGGGAUUCGGCCCAAGAGACAGCGGCCCAGCUCGUGGGGGCACUGGGCAGCCUGUUCACGCCCCUGUUCUGCCGCGGGGUCCUCUCCUUCCUGCUUUGGUGGACAGCUGCCUGCCAGCUGCUCUCUAGUCUCUUUGGCCUCUAUUUUCACCAACACCUGGGGGGCUCUUAG